UUAAACUCAUCUGGUGGAGGGGCUUAUGCAGCGUUUCAGUAGGAUCCAAUCGGGCAGGUAGCGCUUCUCGUUCGUGCUCCCCCCAGAGUCUCUACAGAUGGGACACAUGCUCACUGAAGACUGCAGAAAAUUCUAAGGCUAGGAAAUGAGCGAAAUGGCAAAACCAGCAACUAUAACCAGACCCCUGAUAUCUUCCAAGCGACAUAAGAGCAUAAGAAAGAAUUCCAGAAGGAUUUAUUCCCCAUAUCAAGACGAUAAUGGACCAUCUGAUGAUGAGGAUAAGGAUGGAGAAAGAGUGGACAGUAAUGAUCCAGAGGAGUCGUUCCAGAACAUUCAGCUUCAGAAGGAAAUCAUCGCCAACAUCCAAACUAAACCCUGGCCAAUAAGACGCAAGCUAAAAGUGCUCAAGCAAGCCAGAGAGAUUGUUCUGAAAUAUGAGGGCAGACUGACCAGGACGAGAGGUUACCAGGCAGCCGGGGCAGAGUUGCUGAAGAAGAUUUCCAGAGUCUUCUACAACAUUGUUGUCUUGUUCAUUCCCUGGGAGAUGAGGAUUAAAAAGAUUGAAAGUCACUUUGGAUCAGGUGUGGCCUCUUAUUUCAUAUUCCUGCGAUGGCUAUUUGGGAUCAAUAUAGUUCUCACUAUUAUGACUGGAGCCUUUAUCGUGCUGCCUGAGCUCCUGGCCGGCGCUCCGUUCGGUACCACCCGCAGCAAGACCAUCCCCAAGGAGCACCUUGCCUCCGCACAAGACCUGGACACCAUCUGGUCGCUGGGGGGAUAUCUACAAUACUCUGUGCUUUUUUACGGCUACUACGGCAAUGUGCGUAAAAUCGGCAGUGCCGGCUACAGACUACCCUUGGCCUAUUUUCUGGUCGGGAUGGCCAUUUUUGCCUACAGCUUCAUCACUUUGCUUAGAAAAAUGGCUAAAAACUCCCGCAUGAGUUUAGCUGGCACCUCAGACGAGAAUUACACCUUCUGCUGGCGUGUCUUCUGUGCAUGGGACUAUCUGAUUGGGAACCCAGAGGCGGCCGAGAGUAAAGGGGCGGCCAUCGUCAAUAGCAUCAGAGAGGCCAUUGUAGAAGAGCAAGAAAAGAAGAAAGACACAAGCCUAGCCGUACUGAUCAGUUUGCGGAUUCUGGCAAACAUUCUGGUGCUGCUGUCUCUGACUGGCAGCAUCUACAUCAUCUACUUUGUGGUGGAUCGCUCUCAGAAACUAGAGCAGGAGAAACCAGAGCUAACACUCUGGGAGAAGAACGAGGUGAGUGUGGUUGUGUCCCUCAUCACAAUGAUUGCUCCUUCAGCCUUUGAGUUAGUGGCUCAGCUGGAAAUGUACCACCCCAGAACAAGUCUCCGCUUCCAGCUUGCCAGAGUUCUGGUGUUGUACCUUGGAAACCUCUACAGUUUGAUUAUUGCCCUCCUGGAUAAAGUCAACAGCAUGAGCUCUGCUAUCACUGGGGGUCCAGGAAACCUGUCUGACUCAACAUCAUACCUAGCGACGAUUUCCCAGCCUACUGAGGACAACCUGUCCACCAUCGUCCCGGAUGUCACAGAGCGGCGGAACAGCACACUGACCGUGACUCUCCUGGACCUCAACAACAGCAUGACCACCAUCAAGAGCACCACAUCCUCCGCACAACCGAUGAGAAUGCAGUCUCUGCUAAACCAGACUGUCCUUUAUGAGUACAACACCAGAUCACAGCAGGACCCCUGCUGGGAAACAUAUGUCGGCCAGGAGAUGUUAAAGCUCUCCAUCAUUGAUAUGAUCUUCACGGUGGCAAGUAUCCUGCUUAUUGAUUUCAUCCGGGGACUGGUGGUUCGAUACUUGAGUGACUGCUGCUGUUGGGACUUGGAGAGCAAGUUUCCAGAAUAUGGUGAAUUUAAAAUCGCAGAAAAUGUUCUUCAUCUGAUAUACAACCAAGGAAUGAUAUGCUAUAGUGGCCAGGAGAAGAUUUACGACAUCAUUUCUGAAACCAUUGCCAAUGACUUUCCGCUGUGGUUCAGUAAAGUGAUGAGUUACGUCACCAGUCCUGUGGUGGUGCUGCCCGCUCUGCUGCUACUCUUGUAA
Molecule: messenger RNA, 2062 nt
Organism: Sinocyclocheilus anshuiensis
Lineage: Eukaryota; Metazoa; Chordata; Actinopteri; Cypriniformes; Cyprinidae
Product: transmembrane channel-like protein 3
Exons: 17
Coding region: 146-2062 (638 amino acids)
Cellular component (GO): plasma membrane
Molecular function (GO): mechanosensitive monoatomic ion channel activity
Source: RefSeq, a predicted model, not a curated record